GUGCUGCAGAUACUUGAUCUUUAUGCUCAAGUGUACGAAGAUCUCCUGGCAGUACCUGUUGUGAAAGGAAGGAAGACAGAGAAAGAGAAAUUUGCUGGGGGCGAUUAUACAACCACGGUAGAGGCAUUUAUAUCUGCCAGUGGAAGAGCAAUCCAGGGAGCGACAUCGCAUCAUCUAGGGCAGAAUUUCUCAAAGAUGUUUGAGAUUGUAUUUGAAGAUCCCAAGAAACCAGGAGAAAAACAAUUUGCUUAUCAGAAUUCCUGGGGCCUUACAACUCGAACUAUUGGUGUAAUGACAAUGAUUCAUGGAGAUAACAUGGGAUUGGUGCUCCCACCUCGAGUAGCCUGUGUUCAGGUUGUAAUUAUUCCCUGUGGUAUCACAAAUUCCCUUUCUGAAGAGGACAAAGAGGCUUUGUUGAAGAAAUGUAAUGAAUAUCGUAACAGGCUGCUUAGUGUUAAUAUUCGUGUACGGGCUGAUUUAAGAGACAACUAUUCACCUGGCUGGAAGUUCAACCACUGGGAGCUUAAG
This is a messenger RNA of Apaloderma vittatum (bar-tailed trogon), 528 nucleotides long. Its product is annotated as bifunctional glutamate/proline--tRNA ligase-like. Gene Ontology annotation, biological process: prolyl-tRNA aminoacylation. Gene Ontology annotation, molecular function: proline-tRNA ligase activity; ATP binding. The record is from RefSeq and is a predicted model, not a curated record. The transcript is spliced from 3 exons. NCBI's taxonomy places the organism in Eukaryota, Metazoa, Chordata, Aves, Trogoniformes, Trogonidae. The annotation marks the transcript as partial. Gene Ontology annotation, cellular component: aminoacyl-tRNA synthetase multienzyme complex; cytoplasm.